Molecule: messenger RNA, 1767 nt
Organism: Hydractinia symbiolongicarpus
Lineage: Eukaryota; Metazoa; Cnidaria; Hydrozoa; Anthoathecata; Hydractiniidae
Product: nucleolar complex protein 4 homolog B-like
Exons: 2
Coding region: 49-1620 (523 amino acids)
Biological process (GO): ribosome biogenesis
Cellular component (GO): small-subunit processome; nucleolus; Noc4p-Nop14p complex
Source: RefSeq, a predicted model, not a curated record
GACUUCACUUAUAGUUGAGCAUAUCCACUAUGCUCAAACUACAACCACAUGCGCAAUUCCAUCAAGAUGGCAAACAAGGCUGUGGAAGAGAAAAUAAAUAAAAUAUGCAAAAAUAAAAAAAACUCUAAUAUUAUUCAGGAAUAUCUUACGAAAUUAGAAGAAGGUGACGAAAAAGAUAUUCUUGAAGCUAUUCCAAUUCUUACUGGUGUGUUUACAUACUACACUGAACAAGGAAUUUGGAGGUUUGUAGAGGCCGACAGCAAACAGCAGAAUGUUAAUGAUGAUGGUAGUUGUGUUGUAACAGCAGAUGCUGCUGUUAAUACUUGGUUACACAAUAGCUAUAAGGCUUUUAUAGCCAUAUCCUUAAAUUUAUUUUCAAAUGAUUCUUCAGCCAUUCAAGUUAAAGCUUUAGAAACUUUAAUGACACUGUUGAAAACAGAAUAUGCAGCACUGGUCAAAACCAACACCUGUUCUGAUAUUAAACAGAAGUAUAACUUUCCAAACCAAUUUUUUGUUAAAAUUGUUAAAAACCUUGUGACAUGUGAAAAACAUUUACCUGAACUUAUCCAAAGUCUCAAAAGUUUGCUGAAAUAUGAUGAUAUUCGAUAUUAUUUUUUUAAAAAUAUUCACAGUCUCAUUCAGAAUCAAAACAUCUUCAAAGACAAAGCAGGAAACAAGGUGGAGAAUGCUUAUGUUAUUUUAAUACACUCCACUAAACAUAACAAACCAGAUGAAGAAACACAAAAUCUCUAUCUUGGAAAUUUAUUGGAGAAUGAUGAAGUUGAUGCAUCAGAAGUUGCAAAGUCAUAUCAGUAUGCUUUUAGUUCUGCAUGGCUAUCUUUAAUGCGUUCAAGUAUGCCAAAUGUUAUACACAAGAAAAUAUUGAUUGAUUUGGAUUCAAAAAUUAUGCCGAAAUUAACGGAUCCAAAAUAUCUAAUUGAUUUUCUGACAGAUUCAUAUGAUGUGGGUGGUGUGAUUGGUUUGCUUGCAUUAAACGGCCUGUUCGUUUUAAUAAAUCAAUAUAAUUUGGACUAUCCAGAAUUUUAUACAAAGCUAUAUAACGUGUUGGACCCUGGAAUAUUUCAUGUUAAGUACAAGUCAAGAUUCUUUCAUCUUUUGGACAUGUUUUUGUCUUCAACUCAUCUACCAGGUUACUUAGUUGCUUCAUUUGUGAAAAAACUUGCCCGAAUUGCAUUGUUUACACCUGCUACAGAUCAGGAAAUGUUGCUUGUGUUUAUACGAAAUUUACUUAUUAGACACCCAAGUAGCAGAAUUCUAAUCCAUCGUAAAAAUGAUAAAGAAGUUGCAAGAUCAUUUACCACCGACCCCUUUGAUUACAAUGAAACUGAUCCUUCGAAGAGCAAUGCCAUGAAAAGCUGUUUGUGGGAGUUGAAUACACUAAAGUCACAUUAUUCAUCAGUUGUUUUAAAAUCAGUUGCAUUAUUUAAGAAGCAGUUUCCAAACCUCGAACAAGAUGUUGCAGAUUAUUUUGAUUGUGAAUUUGAAGAAGUGUUUCAUUCUAAAAUGAAUGAAAAUAGUGACAAUCUUCCACCGGUUAAUUUUUGUAGGGAGAAAGAGAUUUUUGCUAGCCUGGACACUGACUUGUGGCAGCUUGAAUAGCUGUAUAUUCAGAUUUUGUUAUUUUGAUUAUUUGAACUGAUUAUUGGAACUAUUUUCAUUGUAGUUUUGGUGUCUCAAAACCAUGAUGCAGUCAUCAAAAAUUCAUUUAGGUACAUUUCUGUGAGAAAAUGUGACUUAGUUUCGAAA